This is a messenger RNA of Panicum virgatum (switchgrass), 889 nucleotides long. Its product is annotated as zinc finger protein 385B-like. NCBI's taxonomy places the organism in Eukaryota, Viridiplantae, Streptophyta, Magnoliopsida, Poales, Poaceae. The record is from RefSeq and is a predicted model, not a curated record. The transcript has 3 exons. The coding region runs from base 1 to 801 and encodes 266 amino acids. Gene Ontology annotation, molecular function: nucleic acid binding; zinc ion binding.
AUGGAGUUCUCGCGCCGGGGCCCAGCCACCGCCGCGGCCGACGGAGGGUAUUCGACUCUGGUGAUUAGGGACGCGUUGCAGGCACAGCUUCAGAAGGAUCGCCUUCGCCAGGAGAUCAUCGAGGCCGAGCUGGCCAAGAUAGAUCGCGCCCUGAACUUCAUCUCGACUGAUGGCAAGGCAGGUCAGGAGAGCAAACAGCAAGAGUCGAAUGAGACAAACCAGCCCAGGCCACGUUCACAGACAUGGAAACUGACGUCAAUAACAUUACCAGUAAAGCAACCACAGUCACCAGCAGAGAGAUGGAGCUGUACCGUCUGCCAGGUGGAAGCAACAAGUGAGCACAACUUACAGCAGCAUUUCGCAGGGCAGCAGCACCGGUCAAAUGCGGCAAGCUUGGAGUCAAGCAACAAUGGUGGAAGUCACCAGACAACGAUUCGUGCCCUGCAGCAAGAAGAAAGGAAGGGUAUGACAAUGAGCUAUGGGCACCUAGGACCACCCUCUGCUUGGGGUAAACUACCUUUGAACGGUUCUAGCAGCAACAGCGUCGUUGUGAGCUCGGAGAUGGCGCGGCACAUGAUGUCACUAUAUUUCUGCAAAGUCUGCAAUGUGCAGUGCAGCAAUGAGUUUAUGUUCGAGGAGCAUCGUCGGGGCAAGAAACACAGAGGGAAGGUGUGGAAGCACAAGGUGAUGACCUUCUGCAAGGUCUGCAAGGUGCAGUGCAACAGCGAGCAGAUGCUCGCCAUCCAUCUUACUGGGAAGAAGCAUCAGAAAAACGCAAGCCUAAUGGGGCUGAUGAUUUGAAGCGUGGAGCUGGUACGAUGGAUGUGUCCGUGAUUUGAAACAUGCUAUGGAUUUUUCUGCUCAUUUCGUGGAAUGUCUGCAACUUUAU